CCGAAAGCACUACUUUUAGUUGCCUGAAUAUAAUUACAAAAUGUUCAUGAAUAUGGUACAUUGCAAUGUAUGUGCAGAAGUAGCAAAGAGGAACCAGAAAGAGCGGUUUUGGGCAAAGUAUAUGUUGUAUGCAGAUUAUCUUUGAAGAAAAAAAUUAUUACCUGCAUAGAAGGGAAAUCUCAUAGAAAGAGAGAGCAAUGAGAGCGGGCAGGUUGUAGCCGUCAGACUGACCCACAGAUAGAGACACUGACAAAGGAGAAAGGAAGUGUUCAUACCUUAAACUAAUCAAAGAUGCAGCUAACAACCUUUAAUAAAAAACAACAACCGUUUUCCGCCAAUUACUGGCCCAGUGAUAACAGCAGUGAUCAACUCAGAAAAUGUCCUCCCUCCGCCUAACUUGCCAUGGGUCACUGGAUUCCUGGUUCCCACAACUCCUCUCCUUCCUCUUCCAGACAGUGCUGGCUAUAUCCUAAUCUCUUCUAUACACAAAUCAAGCCCUGGCUCUACCUGACCCUCAUGCUCUUGGGUUCUCUUGGCAAUAGCCUGACACUGCGUGACCUCUGGAGAUCGGAGUGGACCCCCACCCUCAUCUUGAACUUUAACACAGUAACCUCUGACCUACUGCUGUGCCUCAGCUUCCUAUUCCGCAUGAUGUACUACCUGAAUUGUCAGGUGUGGUCUGGGGAGGAUCUGGUGUGUAAGAUUACUGUGGAAACCAUGCUAACAGUGUUCUACAUCAACCUCUACUGUAACAUGCUGAUGCUUCUCUGGACCAGUGUGACGCGCUACGCCACAGUGGUCCGGCCCCACCCUGCCUUUCUCACGCCCCUCACCACGACUACAGGCUGCUGGGUACUCUGCCUCACCACCUGGGUAACCGUGGCAACGGUGGUGUGUGCCAGCCUGUUACAUACAAUCGGAGAAGAGGAAAUACAAGGAGGGAGCUGCUUUGACAUGCUGGAGAAUGGAAACAGACAAGGGUUCAACAAUCCACACUGCCUGGGCGUGGUGGUGUUCUUCAUAGCUCUCGCCUUAAUUCUGGUCAGCUAUGGGGGACUCGUUCUGCAUCUGCAGAAGGUCAGGGGAGCCAGACACAUCCACACCAGGGAACGAAGGGCGAGAGUGGCGAUAACAGAGGGGGUGAGGACUGUGAGUGCUGAUGUUAAAGAGGGCUUUGGGGUGAACUUGGAGGAGAGGAAGAACAGACGUGUAGGGUCAAAGGUCGGCAGCCUGAAGGUCCGUAGGAAGAUCCUGGCUACGGUUGUGGUGUUCAUGGUUUGCUUUCUGCCCUACCACAUCCAGCUCGCAGUGACCCUACUCACACCACAAGGAAGCGACUGUGACAAAGUGAGAACUCUCUGGGAGGUGAAUAACGCAACUAUAGCAAUAGCAUCACUGAGCUGUAUUUUAAAUCCCUUACUCUAUCUGGCCCUGCGUCGCCUGUCCUGCUGCCAGGGAAGACAAUAACAGAGUCAUGCUCAGACAGACGGAUAUACACAUUUCCUUCCUCAUGGUCCUUUCUUGCAUCCCCACCCAGAUCUCCCCUUCCUUCCUCCUGGUCAGCGCUCUCCUCCCAGCCCCAUCAUGAAUGUAGAUUAGACAGCCUUGUUCUGUUUGUGUGGUCACAGGGGAUUUUUAACGUAACUUUAUUUUCUAUUAAAUAUUUCU
Esox lucius (northern pike) is the source of this 1668-nucleotide messenger RNA. It is a transcript of the gene gpr82, whose product is annotated as G protein-coupled receptor 82. Gene Ontology annotation, cellular component: plasma membrane. Gene Ontology annotation, biological process: G protein-coupled receptor signaling pathway. The transcript has 4 exons. Gene Ontology annotation, molecular function: A1 adenosine receptor binding; G protein-coupled UTP receptor activity. NCBI's taxonomy places the organism in Eukaryota, Metazoa, Chordata, Actinopteri, Esociformes, Esocidae. The coding region runs from base 403 to 1467 and encodes 354 amino acids. The record is from RefSeq and is a predicted model, not a curated record.